AGUUUCUGUACUGUUUACAUCGCGAAGGAGAGAAAGAUAGACAACUGCAAUGGCUCGUACGAAGCAGACUGCCCGCAAGUCGACUGGUGGCAAAGCGCCACGCAAACAACUGGCCACCAAGGCUGCUCGCAAGAGCGCCCCGGCCACUGGUGGAGUGAAGAAGCCGCAUCGUUACCGUCCCGGAACUGUGGCUCUGCGUGAGAUCCGUCGCUACCAGAAGAGCACUGAGCUGCUCAUCCGCAAGCUGCCUUUCCAGCGUCUGGUGCGUGAAAUCGCCCAGGACUUCAAGACGGAUCUGCGCUUCCAGAGCUCCGCCGUGAUGGCUCUCCAGGAGGCCAGCGAGGCUUAUCUGGUGGGUCUCUUCGAGGACACCAAUCUGUGCGCCAUCCACGCCAAGCGCGUCACCAUUAUGCCCAAAGACAUCCAGCUGGCACGCCGCAUCCGCGGAGAGCGCGCUUAAAUCGCAUUUCUCUCAUACAACAAA
Messenger RNA from Phlebotomus argentipes, 484 nucleotides. Its product is annotated as histone H3. The record is from RefSeq and is a predicted model, not a curated record. The transcript has a single exon. Bases 50 to 460 code for a protein of 136 amino acids. Lineage: Eukaryota; Metazoa; Arthropoda; Insecta; Diptera; Psychodidae. Gene Ontology annotation, cellular component: nucleosome. Gene Ontology annotation, molecular function: protein heterodimerization activity; DNA binding; structural constituent of chromatin.